AUGUUAGUCCCACCCAGACGCGAACAAGACUGGACGUUCUCUACCGAAACCGGCCACCUCCAGCUCCUCCUCUCCUUUCCCUAUCUUUCCCGCCUGAUUUUAAUCUCCAACAAUGAUAUUAAUAAUCCCUCCCACCCCACCUCCUAUAAUGCUCCACCCUUGUCCACAACCACCGAAAACCCAUCAACAACAACAACAAUUGAAGAAAAUCUAUUGCCACUGCUACUGGCUUUGACACCCAAAUCGGCCUUUGACCGGAGCAAUGGCUUUCCAGAAAUACCCUUCUUGAGUUACGAAGAUGAGGUGAUAAGUAGUCUAGUGUUAGAAAUUUGUGUUGGGCCUUGUGUAGCUGAAAUGCUAAUAGAAAAUGUUGUGCUGGAAUCGGAAAGUAACAAAAAUAACAAGGGUAGGGAGUUUAGAAGAAGGUUGAGGUUUAAGAGGAUGCCGAAUUUAAUUCAAAGCCAGGUCAGGAUUCAUCCGAUCAGUGAACUGGGUGUCGUGGGUGAUGAAUUGGAGGGGGUAGAGUUUACGGUGGAUAAUGGAGUAUUGGUCCAACCUUAUCUGAAUCCAAUGGUGGCAGGUCUGGUGGUGAUUAGUUCGUAUUUGGAUGAGCAAAUCCGAUGCGGGAUUAGGCCUAGAGCUCUGUGUUUGGGGGUUGGAGGAGGGGCCUUGCUCAGAUUUUUGAGUGAUCAAUUAGGUUUUGACGUUGUGGGUGUGGAGGAAGAUGAGGUUGUCUUAAGCGUCGCGAAGAAGUAUUUUGGGUUGAGACAUAGUGAAUCGGUUCAUUUAUGCGUUGGUGAUGGAAUGGAAUUGAUGCAGAGGCUUGCAUUAAAAGGACAAGGUGAUGUUGAUAGUAAGUUUGAUGUGGUUAUGGUUGAUUUGGAUUCAAGUGAUGCUAGAAUGGGCACUAGCGCACCGCCUUUGGAUUUUGUCAGAAAGUCUGUUCUUUUGGUCGCUAAAGAAAUCAUCUGUCAGCGUGGUGUUCUCAUUAUUAAUGUGAUUCCUGCCAGCAAGUCAUUCUAUGAGAGGGUGGUUACUAAGUUUCAUGAGGUUUUUGAGGAGUUACAUGAAAUUGACGUUGGAAAUGGGGAGAAUAUGGUUCUUGCUGCCUCGCGGUUGUCGAAAAUUAGGACAGCUCCUAUUGAUUUUGAGAACUCUUUCCACCAGAAGCUAGAAGCGAGUAUCCAGGGAUCUUAUAUGAAUUCUAGUGCAGUGAAGGCGCUUUCAGCUUCCAAAACUUUGCUUUAUGGUAAUAGAAUGUUCUCCUUGGGUUUUAUAUUUUUCUUAAAGGGUGCAUUAUCUGGCAUUUCAAGAGCAAACUGCUAUGGUACUUUCGGAAGGAGAGGGCAUGGGGAAGAUAAUGCAUCACUGACCUUGGGAGAAUGA
Coffea arabica (coffee) is the source of this 1386-nucleotide messenger RNA. RefSeq lists its product as uncharacterized. The record is from RefSeq and is a predicted model, not a curated record. NCBI's taxonomy places the organism in Eukaryota, Viridiplantae, Streptophyta, Magnoliopsida, Gentianales, Rubiaceae.